This is a messenger RNA of Helianthus annuus (common sunflower), 1192 nucleotides long. Its product is annotated as probable 2-oxoglutarate-dependent dioxygenase AOP1. The record is from RefSeq and is a predicted model, not a curated record. NCBI's taxonomy places the organism in Eukaryota, Viridiplantae, Streptophyta, Magnoliopsida, Asterales, Asteraceae. The transcript has 3 exons. The coding region runs from base 66 to 995 and encodes 309 amino acids. Gene Ontology annotation, molecular function: dioxygenase activity.
AACGCUAUGAUCACUAUAUCUUGUUCCAAUCAAGUCUUUGUUACAAAAUAAAAAUCUUGUUCCAAAUGGCUUCCCUUCCUGUUAUUAACGUGUCUGUAAAAGACUUGAACUCUGAUUCGAGCUCAUGGGCGAAAACAUGCGAUGAAGUUGUUCGUGCACUUGAAGAAUACGGCUGUUUCAUAGCCAUAUAUGAUGGUGUCUCUUCACAACUUCACGAUGCAAUAUUCGCUGCAUCUCAGGAACUACUAGAUCUUCCCUAUGAGGUCAAAAUCCUAAACACUUCAGAUGGAGCGGGUCAUGGUUAUUUUGGCCAAUCCCCCAAGAAUCCUGGUUUCGAAAGAUUAACCAUUGAAAAAGCAACCACUAAAGAAGGAGUUGAAGCAUUUGCAAAACUCAUGUGGCCCUCAGGAAAUGACACAUUCAGUGAAACUGCAUCAACGUUCGUACAUGCUGUAGCACAACUAGAGGAGAUAGUGAUGAGAAUGGUGGCGAAAAGUUAUGGAAUAGAGCAACACUACGAGCCGUUCCUUGCAUCUACGGAUUACAUUCUUAAAUUCAAUAAAUACGAAAGCCCUAAGGGGGACGAGCCAAGGUUAGGUCUCUUUCCUCACACGGACAAAAGUUUCAUAACCAUACUCCAUCAAAAAGAACAAGGAAAGGGUCUCGAGAUAAAGACGAAGGACCAGAAAUGGGUUGAAGUUGAUCUUUCACCCUCGGGUUUUGUGUUCAUGGCCGGUGAUGUUUGCACGGCAUGGACAAAUGGACGGAUGGAGGCACCGGUCCAUAGGGUGAUGAUGGAAGGGAAAAAAGACAGAUUUUCGAUGGUGGUGUCGUCGUAUAUCCGGGACCUCGAGAUACAGGCACCUCAAGAACUGGUUGAUGAAGAACACCCUGUGCAGUAUAAGCCAUUUGAGCACUACAAGUAUAUAGAUUUCCAUACCUACCAAAAUAGUAGAAAACUGAGAAACCCCCUCAAACACUAUUGUGGUGUUUGAUGGAAUUUCUCUCGUUUAUCAUUCUAUAUUGCGUUUGUUGUAUUUGGUUAUGUGUUUCAUAACCGUGUGUAUUGUAUUGGCUUUGUGUUUCAUUAUUGUGUGCAUGACUAUGUAUUUCGAAUAAUGUGUGUGUGGGUGCACCAUAACGUGUAUUAUUUAUGAAAUGAUCAAAUUCAGUGUGUUUGUGUUUGAGUCCA